Molecule: messenger RNA, 1390 nt
Organism: Talaromyces proteolyticus
Lineage: Eukaryota; Fungi; Ascomycota; Eurotiomycetes; Eurotiales; Trichocomaceae
Exons: 1
Coding region: 63-1298 (411 amino acids)
Source: RefSeq, a predicted model, not a curated record
GAGUGGCUGGCGGGCAGCCUCAUCAACAUCAAUGAUCGCAACGCAACAUCGUUGAUCUGUCAAUGCAGCCUGGCGCCAUGAGAGGACUCAAUAUACGUCCUCACAGAGCCCUUCGAGCAAAAAGCUCCAUCUGCCAAUUCUGCCAAUUCUCAUCCAGACCUGCCGUUUCCGCCUCCAAGUUCCGGAGCGAGCCAUCUCGAAAAAUUGGCAACAACCUCAUUAGACGGAGCUACGCCAAAAGAACAGUACCAAGCGCGCACAAUGCAAACCAGUCUACGGCUUCAGAGCUACCAGUCCACGCCCAUCCUGUUCUGUGGGACCUGCAGGAGAGUUUUCGUGCGAUAGAAGAGUCCGACAAAGCGGUCCCCGAAGAGACCGUGGUCAAAUUGCUGCAAACAUGUCUGCACACUGUCGAAUCGCUCGCCAAUCCCAAGGAGCAGCAUGACAAGGAGUCAUCCAAUGCAACGUCGUCUUUGCUUGACCUUGCCGAACAGGCUGAGUCAUACACUUCGACAGUGGACAAAAGCAAACAGCUCAAGUUUACAGACACCAUAUCCAGUAUCGUCGACAAGGUGCUCUUAGACGAAAAAGUCUUCAUUACAACAGAUAUCCUCAAGCUCUAUACUAAGAUCCAGACCAUUUCGAACCGCCCAGACCGAUUCCCGCAAAUAUUCACGCUCUUCGCCAACAAGCCUAUCCCACUGGCCGACACAUUGCCGGUUCAGUUCAGCAAACAGAACCCGAAAGAUGUAAAAAACGCGGUUCCAUCAGAACUUGCGAACAUGGCACUGGACGUUGCUGUGGCGCAAAGAAAUUUACCGCUGGCUCUCGCCAUUAUCGACACCACCUUCUGCGCACCUGCCUUCUACCGCGCCAAGGUCUUCAAAAAGGCCGCUGCCCCCCUGACAGGAUUAGUCACAGCGCCAGUGGCUUCGUAUGCGGUUGCAACAUGGGCGGCAGGGAUACAGAAUACUAUGGAUCCGGGGACGGCUACUGGCAUAGCGUUUGCCGCGACAUUGGCGUAUGUUGGCUUCACAUCUGCAGUUGGAGUAAUCGCAAUUGCGACUUCGAACGACCAGAUGGAGCGUGUCGUUUGGGCAUCGGGGAUUCCGUUGCGGUACCGUUGGCUGAGGGAGGAGGAGAGGGCGGCGCUGGAUAAGGUCGCUAUUGCGUGGGGUUUCAAGGAUGUGUGGAGGAGAGGAGAGGAGGAGGGCGAGGAAUGGGAUAAUCUUCGCGAGUUUAUUGGAAUGAGAGGCAUGAUAUUGGAUAAGACGGAAUUGAUGGAGGGCAUGCAAUGAGGCAUAUACCUAUUGCUAUUACAUAGUGUACUUUUAUUUACCAAAUCAGAUCUUUUCAAUUUUACAACGAAUAGGAGGAAAUUGCGACGAAA